AACCCUUACCCGCUCAUUACCUGUUCUGUCCCAAACCAGUAUACACACCAACAGAGGGCUCAUCAACCAGCAGAUAGACGACGGCGAGUCGGCGACGACGACGACGUCGAAGGGCUUCUCGUCUGCGAUCAAUUUGGAGGACUUCUUAUACUCGAUCACUUCAACACAAACCCCUAAAUUCUUUCUAAGGCGAUUUUGAGUCGAUUCUAAGCCAAGGCUCGAAGCAAACACUAUUUCAAACUUACUCGAGUGGAUUAAAGCUUCCAUUAGCAAGUAACUCUCAUUCACCAUCUGCCUACACGAAGGUUGCGGAAAAUUUCUACUCCAACCAUAACAAAAAGGUAGUGUAUCCUGGGUAUGCUUAUAAGUUACUUCAAUGGCCAUAGAUAGUGGUAUGAAAGAACUGUCUCAGAAGUCCCACAGAUUUCGUCAAUCUGGUCCUUCUGCUAACAAAAAGGCAAAAUCUGACAAGAAGAAGCGUGGCGUUUCGGAUGAGAAAAAGCACAACCCCAAGGCAUUUGCUUUUAGUUCAACUGUGAAAGCCAAGCGUUUACAAUCACGUUCUACAGAGAAAGAGCAGCGUAGGCUUCAUGUCCCUACUAUCGAUCGCUCCACAGGAGAACCUGCUCCAUAUGUUGUUUUAGUACAUGGGCCUCCCAAGGUUGGGAAGUCUCUUCUCAUAAAGACCCUUGUGAAGCAUUACACUAAGCAUAAUCUAACAGAAGUUCGAGGCCCUAUUACUAUUGUGUCAGGUAAGCAAAGGCGGCUACAAUUUGUAGAGUGCCCAAAUGAUAUCAAUGGCAUGAUUGAUGCUGCAAAGUUUGCUGAUUUAGCAUUGCUUCUCAUUGAUGGUAGUUAUGGUUUUGAAAUGGAAACCUUCGAGUUUCUUAAUAUAUUGCAAGUUCAUGGAUUCCCAAAGAUCAUGGGAGUUCUUACACACUUGGAUAAGUUUAAGGAUGUAAAGAAACUUAGAAAAACAAAGCAGAGGCUCAAACAUCGAUUCUGGACUGAAAUAUAUGAUGGAGCAAAACUAUUCUAUUUAUCAGGUCUUAUUCAUGGGAAGUAUCCUAAACGUGAGGUUCACAAUCUUGCAAGGUUCAUCUCUGUUAUGAAAUUUCAUCCUUUGUCUUGGCGAGCUUCUCAUCCUUACAUCUUGGUAGAUCGAUUUGAAGAUGUUACACCUCCAGAAAGGGUGCAUAUGAAUAAUAAGUGUGAUAGAAAUGUCACUUUCUACGGGUAUCUGCGUGGCUGUAAUUUAAAAAAAGGAUCUAAGGUGCAUAUUGCUGGCGUGGGUGAUUACAGUUCAGCUGGCAUUACAAGCUUAGCAGAUCCUUGCCCUUUACCUUCGGCUGCCAAAAAGAAAGGACUGCGGGACAAGGAGAGGCUAUUUUAUGCGCCUAUGUCUGGACUUGGUGACCUGUUGUAUGACAAGGACGCUGUCUACAUAAACAUAAAUGACCAUUUCGUGCAGUUUUCUAAAGUUGAUGACAAUGAUGGAAAGACGAGAAAAGACCGUGACGUAGGGGAGGUUUUAGUGAAAUCGCUCCAGAACACCAAAUAUUCUAUUGAUGAGAAAUUAGAAAAAAGUUUUAUCACCCUUUUCAGCAAGAAGCCUAACAACUUAUCCGAAGAUUCAAAUGCUGAGAAGGGUGGUUAUGAUUUUGGUAAUCAGAUUGAUGGUGUAGAGCCUGUAAAGCACUAUCAAUCUGAGGAAGAAUAUAAAACGGAUGGGUCUGAUGAAGAAAGUGAGGAUAAGGAUCUAGAUGGUUUAGAAUCUUCAGAUGAAGAUGACACUCAUCCUAAGAAUCUAACAGUAAAACCUGCUGAUAAUGCUUCUGAUGAAGAAAAUGGCAGUGCAUCAACCCAGCGGCAUCCUUCUGAAAAAAACGUAAAGGAACAUCUUGAGCUUCAUGACGGAAGGAUGAGGAGAAAAGCUAUCUUCGAAAAUGUCAUUGAUCAUGAUGAUUUGGAGGAUUUAGACGAAGAUGGUGAUGAUGUUGAUGACAAAUCUUCUUCUGAUUCAGAUUUUUCGGUUGAGGAUGGGGAGGAUCAAGACGAAGAUGAGGAUGAGAUUGGAAAUGCUUCAAAAUGGAAGGAGUCAUUGGUAGAAAGGACUAUUUCCAGACAGAAUACUAAUCUUAUGCAACUUGUAUAUGGGAAAUCUGGAUCAGUCUCUACAAAUUCUAUCAAUGAAGUUCAGGGUAGUAGUGGGGAUGAAGAAAGUAGUGAUGAUGAAUUCUUUAAGCCAAAAGGAGAGAUAAAGAAGAAAUCCAGAGAUGGAAUGGAUGGGGAUGAUGUCAAUGCCGAGGACUGUUCUAAAUUUACAAAUCAUGCAAGUGUCAGAGACUGCAAAAACGAAAAGUUUAUUGAAAGUAUUCGUGAUCGUUUUGUAACUGGGGAUUGGUCCAAGGCUGCACGCAGAGGUCAAGAGGCUGAAGCUUCCAGUAAUGAUGAUGAUGAUGCUUUUGGUGAUUUUGAAGACUUAGAAACAGGUGAGAGGUAUGACAGCCACCAACGGGGUGGCGGCGGCGAUGAUGAUGUGAUCCCCAAAAAGGAUCAUGACUCAACAGUCGAAGAGCGGAGGCUAAAAAAGCUUGCUCUUCGUGCGAAAUUUGAUGCACAAUAUAAUGGGUCGGAAUCACCUGAUGAGGAUAUUGAUAACAAAAAGGGUUCCAAGUUUCAUCGUACUCAAGCUAAUGAAAGUGGAUUUUUUGAUAAGUUAAAAGAGGAGAUCGAACUUCGGAAACAAAUUAAUAUUGCGGAACUCAAUGAUCUUGAUGAGGACACUCGGGUAGAUAUAGAGGGCUACAGAACAGGGACUUAUCUAAGGUUGGAGGUUCAUGAUGUUCCUUUUGAGAUGGUUGACCAUUUUGAUCCCUGCCAUCCUGUUCUUGUUGGAGGAAUCGGACUUGGGGAGGAAAGUGUUGGAUAUAUGCAGGUCCGGUUGAAGCGGCAUAGAUGGCACAAAAAAGUUCUGAAGACUAGAGAUCCAAUAAUUGUUUCUAUUGGAUGGAGGCGCUACCAAACUACACCUGUUUAUGCCAUUGAGGACCAAAAUGGGCGCCAUCGCAUGCUCAAGUAUACUCCAGAGCACAUGCAUUGUCUUGCCAUGUUUUGGGGACCUCUUGCACCUCCAAACACCGGAGUAGUCGCUGUUCAAAGUUUAUCAAACAAUCAGGCAGCAUUUAGGAUAACAGCGACUGCAGUUGUACUGGAAUUUAACCAUGCAGCACGAAUAGUGAAGAAAAUCAAGCUAGUUGGUUACCCCUGCAAGAUCUUCAAGAAGACGGCGCUUAUCAAAGAUAUGUUUACUUCAGAUCUUGAAAUAGCCAGGUUUGAAGGUGCAGCCAUUCGAACAGUCAGUGGAAUUCGUGGGCAGGUUAAGAAGGCUGCAAAAGAGGAGAUCGGUAACCAACCAAAAAAGAAGGGAGGACAUCCUAAAGAAGGGAUUGCUAGGUGCACCUUUGAGGAUAGAAUACUGAUGAGUGACAUCGUUUUCUUGCGUGCAUGGACUCAAGUUGAAGUUCCUCACUUCUUCAACCCGUUGACAACUGCCUUGCAACCUCGUGAUCGGACCUGGCAAGGAAUGAAAACCGUAGCCGAAUUGAGGAGGGAACACGAUCUUCCCAUUCCCGUUAACAAGGAUUCACUCUACAAGCCAAUUGAAAGAAAGGUAAGGAAGUUCAACCCGUUGGUUAUUCCGAAGUCACUGCAGGCAGCUCUCCCCUUUGCCUCAAAACCCAAGGAUAUUCCCAGUCAUAGGCGGCCACUUCUUGAUGAUCGAAGGGCUGUAGUCAUGGAACCUCACGAGCGAAAGGUCCAUGCACUUGUUCAACACCUUCAGUUGAUUAGAAAUGAGAAGAUUAAGAAACGUAAGCUCAAGGAAGGCGAGAAGAGGAAAUUGCAUGAAGCAGAGAAGGCAAAGGAAGAGCAGGUUACAAAAAAGCGCAAGAGAGAAGAAAGGCAGGAAAGAUAUCGUCAGCAAGACAAACUGAAUAAGAAAAUUCGGAGAAACUCGGGGGCCUAGGGAAGUAAUACAGACCAUCACCUGCGGCAGCCACAUUUUAGUAGUAAUGGAUCAAAGUGUGAGCUUGUUAUGCCGCAGAAAUUUCUAUAGAUAUUAUUCCAAUCGGAGCCCCCACGUGUUAGUAUGACCGUCGUGUAUUUUUAUACUUUGGAUGUACCAGUGAGAUAUUUGCAUUAUUAGAGACUCAAAUACGAUGAGAUUGUGUAGUAUAUUGUCCAAAAAUUUGGACACAAUUUUGAUUUACUGGAAGCAAUAAAGAUUUUGGUGUGUGAUUGAAA
Messenger RNA from Cornus florida, 4305 nucleotides. RefSeq lists its product as uncharacterized. NCBI's taxonomy places the organism in Eukaryota, Viridiplantae, Streptophyta, Magnoliopsida, Cornales, Cornaceae. Gene Ontology annotation, biological process: maturation of SSU-rRNA from tricistronic rRNA transcript (SSU-rRNA, 5.8S rRNA, LSU-rRNA); endonucleolytic cleavage of tricistronic rRNA transcript (SSU-rRNA, 5.8S rRNA, LSU-rRNA); ribosome biogenesis. The coding region runs from base 377 to 4027 and encodes 1216 amino acids. The transcript has 20 exons. Gene Ontology annotation, molecular function: GTPase activity; GTP binding; U3 snoRNA binding. Gene Ontology annotation, cellular component: 90S preribosome; nucleus. The record is from RefSeq and is a predicted model, not a curated record.